AUGUGGCUCAGCCAGUCCGCUAGUCCAAACUACUCCGGGCAGCAUCUGAACAUCCAAGAAAUUGAGUUGGAACACCCUCAUACCACCAACCACCACCAGCACCUCGUCAAUCCCGCCCUCAGGUGGCUAUUCUCGCUGGCAACUAGGUCAAUUGGAUAUUCCAAUCUGCCUGCCAUGCUUCAACCGCGGUUGCUGCUGCGCAAGUCGCAGCAUAGCGCCCCGUGCAAAUACCUCUCAAUUCAACAAACCAUCUCGCGGUCCUAUGCCACCAUCGUGGAGCCCGUGAAGGUCGACCCAAUCCCAAGUCUGGCAACCACGGCCGGGUUUGCACCUCCACCUUCCACGGAGAAGAGCAGUGCUACCUUUGCAAUGCGGACAUAUAAGCCUCGAACACCCGGUGUACGACAUCUCAAGCGGCCCAUAAACGACCAUCUGUGGAAAGGGCGGCCAUUCCUCCCAUUGACAUUCGCCAAAAAGGGACAUGGGAAGGGAGGUAGAAACAAUAGUGGUCGAGUGACAAUCAGACAUCGAGGUGGUGGACAUAAGAGAAGGAUACGGGUCGUCGAUUUUGCCCGGAUGACACCUGGACCACACACGGUCGAGCGUAUUGAGCAUGAUCCGGGGAGAAGUGCACACAUUGCAUUCUUGAAUGAAGAAGCCACUGGACGGAAAUCCUAUAUCGUUGCUUCUGAGGGUAUGCGGGCUGGCGACGUAGUCCAGAGCUAUCGAGCUGGUAUCCCAAAAGACUUGCUCGACAGCAUGGGAGGAGUUGUAGAUCCGGGUGUGUUGGCAGCAAAGACUGCCUGGCGAGGCAACUGCUUGCCCCUUCACAUGGUCCCUGUUGGAACCAUGGUGUACUGUGUCGGAUCCUCAAAGGAAAGGGGCGCCGUCUUCUGCCGCAGCGCUGGGACUUAUGCUACUAUUAUUUCAAAGGAUGAUAUGGCCAAAGGAGGCAGCAAACACGUCCAGGUCCGUUUACAAAGUGGCGAAAUCCGAAAAGUGAGCAAAGAUGCUUGUGCCACUAUUGGUGUUGCCAGCAAUCCUCACUUUCAGCAUCGACAGCUUGGAAAGGCUGGUCGAAAGCGCUGGCUGAAUAUCCGGCCCACAGUCAGAGGUUUGGCUAUGAACGCCGCCGAUCAUCCUCAUGGUGGUGGACGAGGAAAGUCCAAGGGUAACGUUGAUCCCGUAAGCCCAUGGGGCAUGCCUGCCAAAGGAGGGUACAAGACUCGCAAAACCCGAAACCCAAACAAAUGGGUGGUUACACCUCGAGAGCGCAACCACGGGAAACGGCGAGUCAAGUAG
Molecule: messenger RNA, 1302 nt
Organism: Venustampulla echinocandica
Lineage: Eukaryota; Fungi; Ascomycota; Leotiomycetes; Helotiales; Pleuroascaceae
Product: Translation proteins SH3-like protein
Exons: 3
Coding region: 1-1302 (433 amino acids)
Biological process (GO): cytoplasmic translation
Cellular component (GO): ribosome; large ribosomal subunit
Molecular function (GO): transferase activity; structural constituent of ribosome; RNA binding
Source: RefSeq, a predicted model, not a curated record